Molecule: messenger RNA, 204 nt
Organism: Gloeophyllum trabeum ATCC 11539
Lineage: Eukaryota; Fungi; Basidiomycota; Agaricomycetes; Gloeophyllales; Gloeophyllaceae
Exons: 1
Source: RefSeq, a predicted model, not a curated record
GAGCAGCAGGAUCUCCAGUUGGAGACCCCUCGUCCUCUGGCGUGUCAUCACGAGGCCUCCGUAUUACAACAGGCAUCUUACGACGACGAGGGCGGUGGUUGGGAGCAUCGGGAGGGGGCGAGGCAGGAGCAGGAGAGCCAGUGGUGGAUUCCGAAGGAGAGCAGGGAGCACCAGACUCCAGAGCAGACCGAGCAGGAGAAGUAG